Molecule: messenger RNA, 12125 nt
Organism: Dromaius novaehollandiae (emu)
Lineage: Eukaryota; Metazoa; Chordata; Aves; Casuariiformes; Dromaiidae
Product: cytosolic phospholipase A2 epsilon-like
Exons: 8
Coding region: 6700-6966 (88 amino acids)
Source: RefSeq, a predicted model, not a curated record
CUGACAAAUUCCAGGAGUGAUACCUUGAAUUUCUGGUUGCUGAUUUCAACACUGUUUUACAAGUACUGCAGUUAUUCUGAAAUACCACUUUUUUUUUCAAUAUUUAUGGAGGAAAGCUAGACUUCUUUUUUUUUAAUUCAGAGAAGACUGCAGGAGGGUACUUUGUUUCUAUUCACAAGCAAUUCUUAUGUCGUGGUUCUUAAUGCUUUAUGAGAGUGUCAUAUUUUAGCCCUGCUAGACUAUGUGCCAGGGAAGAGCUGCAAUGUGUGUAGAUCUAUCAGUUACAGGUUGGUGGUGCUGUUUCUCUUCUUUUUUGGUUUUGGCCCACGUUCUCUUCUGGCUUGUAUCUCCAGAGGAAGUUGACUUGCAGCUUAGUGUGCAAGGAUCUUGUGAAGAGGCGGAGGAAGCUGCACUGGACUCUGGCUCAAUGGGAUCCUUUCUGUGCGAUCCAGCACAAGGCAAAUUGGAAUUUUGCAGAUGAUGUUUCUUGGCAUUCAGAAAUCUCUCUUGAUUUUACAGUCGGUCUGUGACUUACUCAGAACUGUGUUGUAAAUGUUCUGCUAUCAGAUAAAUGUGAGGAAACUUUAAAACUUUGCAAAUUGCUAAAGUAUUAAUUUUCAGAAAUUUUUCUGAGUUUUGAAAAAUGGAGCUAUUGCUGUGCGCAGACACACUUACCUGUUUAUACUGCAGAUUUAGCUGUGGUAUGAAAUCACUGGUUGAGUCAAACAGCUGAAGUGAUCUCCACCAGAGUUGACUAUGUCUUGGGGAGGGCAGGAGAAACAAAUUUUCUAUUUCUUUUUGUUUAUUAUUUCUGCAGAAGUUGUACCUAUAAAACAAUUAUAAAGCUGCCUGGAACUCAUUAGUGGAUGGAUGCUAUAUGUGAAACUGUAGGAUGAUCAGUUCAGCUUAUAUUUUGAGGUGUUCUUUGCUUGCAGCUGUAAUGUUUAGCUUUCUUUUUCAGCAUCAGUCAGUGAGGAGGAUGUUAGAAACAGUUCCACUGCAUCCUUCAUGAUGCCCCUGAAAUUGUUUCACAGGAGACAGAGAGUAAAAGUAACCCUGUAGCCGAUGGAAGUGCUUUAUUUUUUUAACUGGUUAUGGGGUUGCUGCCUACCACAGUUUUGUUAAGUCAGCUCAGGUCUGCUAAGAGCUAUAUAAUGUCCUACAGACAAGAAGUUGUGGUGAGAAUUCCACCGUGACUGAUUCAUGCCAUGUGGUUGCAUCAGAGAGUUUCAUCCAUGGGUGUCAAUGUAAAUAUCAUCCUGAGUUUACCCUAAAGGGCACGCACGUAGAGCUGCAAAGCUUGACUGACUAGGUGUGAUAACUCGGAGGAGAAUGAAAGUUGCUCAGAAAAUUAUGGAUGAGAAUUCAAAUCCUUUUCUCUCUCUCUCUCUUUUUUUUUUUUUUUUUUAAAAAAAAGUUCUGCAGUAUCUUUGAGUAAGUAAUUAAAUUCAACAUCCAACUUUCAGCUUUAAAACAAAAACAUUGUUACACAGCCCCACUGGAAAAAAAUCUGUAUAAGAAGCUCAUCAUGGUUACUAACCCUGCCAAACCUGAUCACCACAAACUUUUCAUUCUGCUUGAUGACAAGUGAAAUUAAAGUAGGCUUCUUUAAAAUUAUUGUGAGGUUAACAAGUCUCACUGACAUAUUGUGCACCUUCGUGAUACCUUCUUUUCUAUUGCCAGUGUCAAAAAAGUCCACACUGCAAGGGGAGGAACCUAACCUCUAAUGCAACAGUUGUACUAGCAAAGCAUUGCUAUGUCACUGUCAGGGUUAAUAUAUUCACUGCAGGCACAUAUUCAUGUUUUGCAUGUCCAGUGGGGAUGUUAUUCCUUCUGUGUUCCACCAUGCGGCAGCCAGCAGCAGCGCCUGUCCCCUGCUGUUACGAUGCUUUCCCGGCUCUCCAGAGAACUUGGUUGCUAGUAAAUCUGGGAAGCUGAACAGCAGAGUUGUGAAUGGGAAGCUGGGCAGGGGAGCAGCUUCACAGCGGAUGGAGACUGUGUUUUACAAGUGCUUCGUGAAUGCAUUAUCUGCAGAAGUUCUCCUGUGUUCUGUGAUGAGGCGUUCUAGAAAACGAUGCCUGGACGUCUGUGAUUUGAGACCCGCUCUGUAGCUGGGGCUGCACUCCUUGCUCUCAAAUCUCUCUCUCCUGAGCUCUACGCCUGUGCGCACUGAAAGAAAUUUUUAAAACUGGCCUGCUCCAGGUUGUCGGCAUGACUGUCCUGUCUGCAUUAGGCACUAUUUUACUGUGCUGUGUUGUGUGAGUUUUUUAUUCAUGGUGGACACUGUAUUUACCUCCAGACCACCGAUGAAGUAUGUACGUUUCCAAAUGCGCACGGUGUGAGCUCAUGCAUCUCCCUUUGAGUGAUAGCAUUCACCUUAGUAUGGUGUAGGAUUGGUUUCAGUGGAGCUCUGACAAAGACACUGGGUUUGUUCAUGGAAUAGGCAGUGCAGAAUGAAAUGAGACUUUUUGGGAACUUUUUGCAAUACUGCUAAUGCAUUGUUGCCCAUUGCUCUUCUCUGGUUUGUAACUGGAUCCUCUUUCUUCGGUAGCUUCCUCCAAGGUCAUUUAGCCUUUUUUAGAUGGUUAAUCUGGUCUCGUCAAGAGACUGACAUGUCAAAAGGGAGAGGUACACAAGAAGUUCCCAAGGAAACAACUUCUCAGAAAUCAUGAUACUUUCAAGAUUUAAUUGCCCUUUUUAAUUUAAUUAAUGGAGCUACUGGUUUCAUAUGCAGGAUUUUACUUCUGGUGUUCUUCAAAAUUGUCUUGUUUUUCCUGUGACCAAGUAUAGGGUUGUGUGUAGUUGUGAUGGGGAGUGGGAGGGAGGGGAGGAAAGAAAAAAAACAAAAAAAAAAAGUGUUGUGCAGUCUUCAAGCCAUUCCUUUGUAGUGCCUGACCAUGUGGGUUGUCAGUAUGUUGCUAUACCUCAGUGCUUCUCCUUGGCAAAUCAGUAAGAUUGUGUGUUUUUUCUACUUGACCAUAAAUCUAGAAUAAUUUAUAGAAGUCCUGGAUAAACCAGGGAUAAGCCAGGGCAUUUUAAUUCACCUGUUUGUGCUUCUGAACUUCUUCUGUAUGUUCACAGGUAAUUGCAAUUUUUAUUCUUGCCUCUUUGUCUUUAGUUGCAUAAUGCAUCUUUAAUUGCAUAAUCUGGCACCUACGUGAUUUUAUAGUACUCUCUCUGCUCUUGUCAUAUCAACUUUACAAUCCAGUUUGUAUUUGCAACCUGCCCUUUUCUUGAAUUGUUUAGAGUUAUUGUGACUUAUGCCUUCUGCAGUUCUUGCUGGUCUUCCUGCAACACUUAGUUUAUGUAUCAGUUUUGAAUUUUCUGGUAAUCUGGUUGCAUUCUGAUUAACAUGGACGUUAUCUAUGCACGAUAGGCUCGUCUUUACCUAAAAUGUUGCGCAGAACUGAAGAAGUACAGCCUCUUUUUCAUUACAUCAUCUCAAAUUUGAACUGAAACACUAGAGCUGCCUUAUAGCUAGAUGGGCCAUAUAUGUAAAAUGGACGAAUGGCUUCCCGCAGGCCUCAGAUUUCAGCCUUCCUCCUGGUGGUGUAAUUGUAGCGCUCUGGGCUGUAUCGGAAGAGCUCCCGAGUCCCACAUUGGGCAGUUCACCCUUAGACCUUCCCCCCUCCCCCCCUUUUUUUAAGGGUCUUGUAUUUUGGUACUGUGAAUGGUGCUAUGAAUGACGUCAUGUAGCUGGAUUAGCCAGCAGCAGUGAUAAUAUCCUGGCUGGGGCAUUACGGAAAGGAGGAUGUCUGUCCUGCUCUGCGGUGAUGUGCUGUAGCAGGUGUGGGCAGCAGCCGUCACUGCUUGAGGAAGGAGGACAUCUCAUGGUCCCCAGAGCAGCACGGUGGAAAGCCAUAGCCCAUGAUUACUUUUUAAAAAAAUAUUUCUCUUCCUCUUUCCUAUGCUAUAGGGUAGAUUGUUUUAGAUAUAUCCUAGUCCUUUGUUAACAGUUAAGCUUUUUUUCCUCAUUGUUCUGCAGACAGAAGUGCCUCACUUAUGCUGUCUCACUGUAAAAGUUAUAAGGAUGAGAAAUGUCUAUAAAGCAGACCUGUGUAAGUAUCCCUGGUAUUCUCGGCACAAUUCAUUCCCUUCUCACUCCAAAACGGCUGGCAUGUUCAUUGGUUAUUAAAAAGACCACUGUCAUCUGAACCCAGUGCUGUUAUGUAACUGCUGCUUGGUUUACAGUAGUGUCUCAGGUUUUUAGGCUGCAGAAGUUGCAUGUUUUUUAUCAUUUAGGCUCAAUUAUUCUGUUUUAGAAAACAAUUUAAAAUAGAAAUUGCCAAAUUCUAUAUUGGGAAAUAAGUCAUGCUUCCCUUCACUGGCUGUUUCAUAUUUCCCAUUCCCUAAUUCUUCAAUGCUUUUUUAUCCAGAGCCUGUGCAUUUUCCUUCUGAAAACAGCAUAUUUGUGAAAGAUAUUAGGAAAAAAUCACUAGUGGUGUUUGAUACUGCUAUGUUUGUCUCUGCUGCUAUUUGGCUGUGGAUGACUGGUCCAUUACAAUUACAGUCAGGCCCAAAAAUCUCCCAAAACUAAAUAUUUCAUUUUUUUGAAAAGUGACGUUUCAGAGAGUGAAAUCAUAUAUGAAUUUUAUUGGAAUUUAGCAAAUAGUUAAAAAUAGAGGUAAAAGAUCAGAAUAGUCACAAUGGUUCAAUUCAACACUGUUGAAACUGACUAUUUUGACUUUUGUUAAAAAUUAGUAUUUUGGGGUUAAAAUUAACUUUUGUUUGAAAUUGACUUAAAUUUAAGAAGAAAAGUUAAAUAGCUCUAAAUCCAGAAUGUUCUCCUUUGGAUCUAAUGAAAUAUUUAGUAAAACUUGGAGAUUCUUUUUUUCACCAGUUGGGUAAAAUAAAUAAUAAAAAACUGUUGCUGUGAUAGUUACACAUCUUUUUGUUAAUACAAUGAGUCAAACUAAUUGCUAUGUCUUCCAGCAAGUAUUGGACUUGGGGCAUUUCUCUGCACUCCAAAGGCUGCUUGUAGUGAUUGUGAAUAAGCUGUCAUCUUUCAGGAGGAUCUGUAAGAAAUGCUCACCAUUUUUUGCAAACCACAAGCGUACGAAACUUUUUCACUGACUUUUUUCAAGAUGAAAACUCUUCCUUUCCCCCAUUGGCCCUGUCCCCUAAACAAGGUAUCCCAUGGUAAUGUAGGGCAUACAGUUCCCACUGGAGAAGAAACUUCAGUGCAGGCCAGUAAAUGAGCCUCAAAGCUCAGCUCUGAAGUUUGAGGUCAACAGGGAUCUGGUCAAAAGAAGGACAGAUAGAGCUGGCCAACAGCUGUUGCAGCAGAGGGUUACAAACCUCCUGUCAUCUGCCACGUUAUCUCUUGAGAGUGGGGUUAAAAGAUAAAAGAUGUUUUCACCUCUAUCAGGCUGAUCUGAUUAAAGUUAAAAAGGCAGGUUUGAGUUCAUUAGCAGUCCGGAGUGGGUAAGUCAAAUGCUCCUGAGUUUGACCUGCUCCACCCUCCUUGGGCUCAGCUAACCUCCGUGAAGUACGGACCAGUCUUCAGAAGCAGGUACCUGUGAUUUUCUUUUUUGUGUAUGCUGAGAGAGGUAAGAAGAAAUGAGAAGACUUUCCACAGCAGACACUUUACGUGAGCGUAAGGCUUGAUGAGGAAUAGGAUGGUUAAGGGAAGAUACGGGUGAUAUCAAAGAGGGCAUGAGAGAAUUGCAACCUCCUGGUACAAGUAUGAUUGGCUGGAACAGGGGGUGACUUCUGUGCCUUAGAAGGUCUCUGGCUGACGGUGAUGUUGUUACGACUGUGUAUAGCGACUGGCUGGUUUUCUUUCAAAACAGUAGGUGAAAUCCUGACCCCACUAAUGUUGUUUGACAAUUGAUGUCAAAGGGGCCAGAAUUUUGCCAGUAGCUUAAAUCUGAGAGUUUCCUUGGCUAUCUGAAAGUCUGUAAAGGAGGCAAGCGCGGUUUCCUACCAACAGAAGGUUGUUUCCUUUCUCAGACUGGUGCUCCUGUGUGUGUAAUCGCUAUUAGUCCAUGAGCUGUUAGAAGAUGAUAUUCUCCAGAAGUUGAACAAAUGCCUCCAAAACACGUGCUAUCUUACAUACAAGCAAGCAAAUCUAUAAAAUAAGGGUAAACAAAAGGAAUAAAUGCACAUUAAAAUUUGCCUUAACAUUUCUUUAGUGUUUGGUGGCAAACGACAACAACUGUGACAAUGUUGCAUAAGACGGUCUAUGGAUUUUUUCAAAAAAGUGCAGGUUAUCCUUUGAUUAUAAAAAUCAGUCAUCUUUUAAUUAUAAAAAGCUGAGUAAAUGCUUUAGACAAAACGAAUGAUGUGAAGAAACUCAACAGCACAACUCUUUCCUACCAGUAAGUGAACCUGUGAGCCUCGCUAAGGAUUCUCUGUUGCCCUGUCACCUUCUAAGCAAGAUGAAUUGCAUCAGAGCCCUUACAAAUUAUUUAAAGGAUUAGUAAUAUCAUCUUAUAUGCAAACUUGAAGGUGUUAUUGCUGUUUAUUGCCAUGCUUUACUUGCUUUAUAGAUGAACAGUUGAAGCCAUUUGUGAAUUGUAAACGCAAACACAACUUCAUGUUGAUAAAAACUUUUUUAAUACCAACCAUUCUAUCAGUAAAAGGACAUAUUUUCAAAAACCCAACAGGCUAUAAGAAAUCAAACCUUACAUCUGCUACUGACUUCUAGCUGAAUAAUAGUCAUCCCAUGCGUUGAAUGAGUAUGAGUUUAGAAGGAGUAUGGCUCAUUUGGAGGAGAGCAGAGUGCUUUUUUCCUGCACCAGAGCAGUGAAUAUCCUGGAACUGACAGUCUGUGAUGAAGAUACUUUCACACCAAAUGACCAGCUUUUGAUUGUUUGCUUUGAUGUAGCUAAAAUCCAGCCUGGAGAAAAAGUUCACCUGAAUUUUGCAUUGAAUCCAGAGUCUCGAAGUUUCCCAUUUGGAAGUACAGUUGGAUGCAAUAAAAACAGAGCCUUUUCACAAGGAGAGAUUUCACUUUCACAGUGAAAGGAUCCUAUGAAGGAAGACAAGACGUUUCCUUAGUCCUGGCUCCAGCUGGAGAAGCAGUGAUACAGCCCUGUUCCACUACGUCAAGCACAGUCAACCCAGCCUGGAGAUGACGCUGCCAAGAGAGAGCUUUUUCUGUGACCAUAGCUCGGAUGAAAGGUAAAGGGGUGUAAGUAGUCCCCUGGCUGUGCCUCUGAAUUCUCUGGACUUGUGAGAGAAAGUACAAAUAGCCAAAGUGAGUAACCUUUGACAGCCUUUGGAAUUAUUUAAAUGUAUCUGUAUCUAUGUGAUACCUGGUUUCUCACUAAAAAAGGUACUAGCUGAGUAUGCUUAGUUCUGCUGACAUUUGAAAAUAGAACCAGUAUUCAAGGAAAGAGUAGUACAUUCAGAAUUGCUAAUUUCUUUGAGAUAUAUUUUAAAAGCAAAUGUAGUGAUUAUUGUGUGCAGAAGGCCUGAGAAUAGACCAAAGACAGAUCACUAGAUUAUAGAUCUGAGUAACUGCUCAGUAAAUACAGUAAAAACUGACCUUUACAAACUUUCAACUCCAUUUAAAAUUUAUAGUGUUUUCACUCUUGAUUUUCAGGGUGAAUCUUAUGAUGUAUGUGUGAGGGAAGAAAAUGGGUAAAUCUGUAAUUUUUUUGAAUGAUUACUUAGGCCAGCUCCUAUCUUUUCUUAGUAUGCUCUGUAGAUGAAGGGAAACUACAGCUUAAACUAGUUCAUUAUUUCAAGAUGAUGGAGUAAAGAUUAUAACUGAUUUAACAAGAUCAAAAUAUGGGGAAGGGUUAAUAGAUUGAUACGUUUCUGAAUUGGUUGUUAGUUCAGCAUAGGAUAGGUGGCAUGCAAUCAUGGGAUAUAACCAGUCACAAUACUUCCCAAUGUUGAUGCCUAAGAAUUGCUAUGGUAAGUAACCUUUGUCUAUAAUACAUACAGAUUUGUGUGUGAUGCAUUUGUAACACGUUUUUAACAUCAUUAUUCAUUUAUCAGUCCUCUGCAGGUCAUUUUCAAUGAAACAGUUGGACAGUGAGUAAUUCACUGGUGGGCUAACAAGCAGUGAUUUUUCUGAAGGGCAACAUUACUGCCUACUGAUUAGUUAGCUACAUUGCAAGCAGCAGUUACAAGUGGAGGUGGUAAAUCAGAGUUUUAACUGACUAUUUACUGAGGAUUACGGAACAGAUGAAGAAACCUCUUGGCUAAACACCUCCCCCCCCCGCCCCAGAACAGUAGCCCUGGGAAAUAAAGGUUUUGAAAUUAUGAUGCACAAUAAGUUUGUAAUCAUGUACAGAUAUGAAGGCAAACAUUUAAGAGACAUUUUCUGACUCAAGUAUUUGCAAUGCAAGUUACCAGCAGAGAACUGGCUUGUACUGGCGUCUCAGUAAUUGCUUAGGCCCACUUUGCUGUUCAGGAAACACUUGCAUAGGAAGAUACUGUUAAGAAGUGCCCAGAUUUGAGGGCUCAGUAUGUUGCAGUUUGAAUUUAAUUAACAUCUCUUGUUUUUCACCAGCUGAGACUUUGAUUCACUGCAUUUCCUAAUGACUGCAUGAAAUAGUUCAGGGCACCUUUCUGAUAUCUCAGCAGGAAGGUAGAAAUACAGGAUCUGUGACAGGCACACACAAGUUCUCAUUUGCACAGUGAGGUCUUUGCAUAUAUGGAAGCAGCCUUUUUGGAAACUGGUUUAUUGUUGCUGCUGAGUUUGCCUGCUGUCUCAAGCAAUAGGUCUAGACAUGGCUUACAGAUAACAUUUAUCUUGGGUUCUGGCCCUAUGCUCUAGAUGUAAGAACUGAGAUUUGCGCUUGGUGUUUGAUCUAUGCGCAGAGGAGAAGGAUUUCAUCUGUAAAAGGAAGAAAGUGGUUGCUGCUGCUCUGAAAGUUCUUCAGCUAGAUGGAGACCUGUGGGAGGGUGAGGUGUGUGGGACAGCCUUUGGCACUUGAAAUGUUCUGUCCUGCUUUGCAUGAAGUGAGUGUGAUGUACUUGCAUGUCUGCCCAUAUAUCUCUUCUACAUCUUUUCGACUGAAGCAUACAGACCAGAUUCUCACUUGUCCCCAGACUAUAUCCAAGAAUUUCUGGCACAGAGGGUGGAAGAGGAGCUCUCACAAGGUCUGUUACAGCUCUCUAAUUCUCUGCCAACCUCCGCCCUCACUUUGGUGUGGGUUAAAGCAGCCUGCCUGCAGGACAUGAGCAUAGUGCGAGCUUGGUAUCCAUAGGGGCUGCUGCAGUGCGAAGGAGGUGAAGCACCACUGACUCGCUGUGGCGAAGCGCCCACAGGGUGCCCUUAACGGAAGGGCUGGUCUUGGGGCUUUCUUGGGUGCUCUCAUCACAGGAAGGCUCAUGGCAAGGAAUCGUUAAUGCUCAGAAACCUAGGCAGUUAAGUCAGCUAAGUCGAGUGCUCAUGGACUUAAAUACUGAGUAGGAUAGGACUUAAUUUUUUCAUCUCUGACUAAAUGAAAAGAUCUAAAACUUGUACUGGAAUAGAGGAACAGACUCCAAAGUUAGCUGGAAAAGUGUACUUAGGAGUAAGGGGAGGAAUAAAAAAGACUGACAGUGUGAAGGUCAGAAAGCACAGGCAUAAACUGGGAAUUGCUACAAGUGAACCUGAGGAACCUCAGAAUAAGAUAAAAGGGUUAGAGUCACAUGAAUAAUACCUCCCCCCUACCCCCCAAAUCAACAACAAACCCAAAAGCAAGGAGAGAUGGUGAAAUGCAGUGAAGCGGAGAUUAAAGGUAAUAGUGUGAUAUAUCCCUAACAUUGAAGAAAUAUGUUGUGUUGGUUUUUAAGGACUAUGCUAACUAUGGGGCAAAGAGAGGAUGGCUAACAGAAUUGCCACGUAUGUGAGGAAAGUUAAGACUAAAUCAUAUAAAGCAAAAAUGUCAGGGAGAGGACAGGCACCCCACCUGCAUGUGAAAAGUCAGGACAUUAAUGAAACUGAUUUUUCCAUCUUCAAUUUCAGAUCAAACAACCAUCCUAGCAACAUACAGAUUACCAUUUAAAGAUUAGGUGGAGUUUGCACCAUAUGAGGUGGGAGGUGGGUUUCCUGAAAUACAAAGCCUCUGUUCGUUCAGAGGAUUUUGGUAGUUCUUCAUGGGUUGCCUGAUGGAGAAUAUUCCAGCAUCUCGGAUCUGCUUCUUGGAAGGUGAUUAUUAUCCCCCCAAAAUGUCAACUUUAUAAACACGUAGUUGGCUACACAGAGUCAUCUUUUAAUAACAACUUGUCUGCAAGUAGAAACACUAGUACCAGAUAACAUAUCUGAUACAAUUUAAAUCUCAAAUGAAAUGUCUUAAAGUGGAAAAAUGAAUUGCAGAGGAAGCAAAUAUCUAGGGCAGAUGCAAUUAACUUGCUGGACUUCUUAAAUUAGACUAAAACAGAACACACUUGUUAAAACUACCUUUUGAAGUAAUUAAAAUCAGCAGCUGACUUGUAUCAUCACCCCUGUUUUUUUAAAAUGGCCUAAUCAUAAUCCAGACAUUAGGUGGAAUGGCAUAGCAUUUGGUAUUCAUAUUCCAAUUUAUAAAAUAUCAUAAUUGGCAAGUUAGGAUAAAAUUGGAUGAGUAUGAAGUCAUGUGUAAAAAACCAGUGCUCAUUUAAACAACUGCAGAAGCUGAGUAAGGCUGACCAAGUAUGCUCCAGAGCUGUGCUCUAAAAAUGCAGAGUAGUAUUAAGUAGAGUGGUGGUGGUGGUGGUUUUUCAACUUUCCAGGCACAUGGAGUAAUAUAUUUUUCCCAGAGUGUUAUGGAUGCUGUCUACCUCUCACGUCAUUCAGAGGACUUCUAGCACAGAUGGACUUGGGGCACUGAGCGUGACAUUGCUCUGUUCUUUGAUGACCCAGCUGCUGGACCUAUUCUCAGAGUACUGCUGAGAGCAAGGAAUCCUGUUGCCCUGGACAGAGCUGAGCGAGGGUGGCUGAGAGCACCUGAAGGAGUGCUGCCUGUUUGAGGACAACUCAGAGGCAGCUAUCUUGAUCUAUUUCCCACUGGUGUGUGACACCUUCCAAAAAUACAAGGCACCUAGCUUUGUGAACUGCGGUGGAAUGAAAGAAACGUUUUAAAAGCUGUUCGUCACCUCAACCAUAUCAACUCUGUUAAAGUAUGUUUUGACCAAUGCCAUCAGAAGCAGAUGUACAGAGGUUUUGGUAACUGACUAACAGAAAACACGAAUCCACACAAAAUGAACAUCCAUGUCAGCUUGUUAAACAGAGAAAAUCAUAUCUUUUAUUAAGUACUGUGUGUUGUGAUAAACACGGUUCUGGCAAUGAAGUCAUUAACAAAUUGUAAUUAUUUUUUUAAAAUUCACUCCACUGGUACAGUGAGUUGGAAGGCAAUUUUGAUGUUAUAGGGUCCAGUCUGAUAUAUAGAAAUAUAGUGAUGAGGUUUCAACCUCAGAAAAGUCCAUGCCAUAUUUGGAUGCAACUCUUAGUGGUAUGUGGUCUUUGUUCUAGAGACCAAAGCAAAGAUCAAGCAAAGUCUUAUGUCUUUGCUUUUGACAGUAGCAGCUGCCAAAAGAUGCUUGUACUUGGAAAAAGAGGACUGAUAAUCAAAGAAUGGUACUGUAAAUAAUACCCUUGGUUUUGUCAGCCUUCUUUUAGGCAGAAGUCUCAUUUUCAUUGAAUUUACCUGAUUGACUGCUAUUGAAUUGAGUCUAAAUUUUUGAUGAACUAUUCCAGGGUGAUCAGUAUCUAAUAAGUAGCUUGAUUUUCUACCAACUGUUUAAUAAAAAUCAUCUGGCUUCAUCCACUUCUGCUGAACUUCUCUCUGGGCUAUUGCCUACUGAAUGGAUUUUAAAACCAAGGAAACAGCUAAGAUUUUGAAUCCUAUACUUCCUGGUUUUAGAGAAACUAUAACAGCCUAGGCUUUGGCCAUAGCCUUGUCUUCAUUUAUUAAUCUGCUGUUAGCUCUCAGAUGGUCAUGGUAACGAAGCUUGUUACAUCAACUCUAUUCACUUCUGCGACAGCAGAAUGGUCAUCGUGUAGCUGCUGCUACAGCUUUAUUCCAUUGCCAUCCAAACCACAGGCAUUGUUUCAUAUCUGUUAGAGAUAAAUGUCUGUUUAAGAAGAUGUGUUCAAAUGGUUAUUAUAAGAACUUAUUGUGUAUAAAUUGAUACAUGUACUGUGUAAUAGCUACUGUUCAAAUACUAAUAAACCAUGCAAAAUCUUAUUAAAGAGAGCAGUA